This is a messenger RNA of Sabethes cyaneus, 5243 nucleotides long. RefSeq names its product formin-like protein (gene Frl). Bases 1381 to 4764 code for a protein of 1127 amino acids. Gene Ontology annotation, cellular component: cytosol. The transcript has 11 exons. Gene Ontology annotation, biological process: cell migration; cortical actin cytoskeleton organization; regulation of cell shape. Lineage: Eukaryota; Metazoa; Arthropoda; Insecta; Diptera; Culicidae. Gene Ontology annotation, molecular function: actin filament binding; small GTPase binding. The record is from RefSeq and is a predicted model, not a curated record.
AAACAAAAUAAUUUUAGUUAUUUUUUCUUGGAGACCCAAUGUAUUAGAUUAAAUGAAAUACAGUUGCAAGCGUAUAACUCUGUGAUUUAGUGCCGGUCCAACAUGAAUGUGAAAACCGAAAUUGCCAGUGUCUGAUUUCUACCAGACUGCAUAACCACACAUUCCUGUUGAAUGAUUCUUGGAAUUUGAACACCAACGAGCGGUAUAUUAUCGCAAUCUAAAUCCAGUGUGUUCUUUCGUUCUGUUCCGAUCGUUCGCUCGCUCAGUUUGGUGGCUCUGCUGCCGUUCCGCAGUGUGUGUUGUUCGCCUUUAUCGUCGUGUUCUUGUUGGUGAUGCGUUCAUCUGCGCUACCCUCUAUAGCAGCUCAGUUGCUCUACCGUUUGUUUGAAUCGUCUGUUGCUGCCGUGCCGGGCUGGUGUGAUAGUGAUUCUCGAAAGUUGUGCAUGCACGGAGCGGAGGCUUGCUUGUUAGAAAAGCGUUUCCUAGACUACAGCGUUGCCAGCCUGGGCAGAACGCACUACAACAGGCCCAUCCUUCGGUCUGGUCCGGUAUUCAUUGGUGUACUGCAUAGAAGCGAAACCAAAAAAACAAACAUCGCAGCAAAAAAACAAUCGGCCUACGUUGGCAGUUGGCAGUUCAGCCGCGUUCCGCGACCGAAUUGCGCUGAAUGCGCUUGGAGGCAGUGACCGCUAGCUCGAAAUCCAUGUUGCAAAUCGAUACAGGCUUACCAUCAGGAACCAUCUGCUUUCGCUAUACGGUUGUGUGUCCGCAAGGAAGAGGAGCCCCAUAAUACCUCAACCUGUUCUGCGUUCAAGCAGCCUGCGCCCAUCAGUUUACAGAAAAUUACAUCCAUCGGCCUGGUCUGGACAAAAUGGGCGUAUAGAACUAGGCCCAUGUAUCGGGUUGGAUUAUUAAACUGCGAUCAAUUUUCAACGUUCCACAUCAAGUCCGACGGUGAAGGCGAACAGACACUGGCACUGACACUGGUGCAGACGACCGACCGACGCUUAUUUGCAUACGUGCUCUAUACGCAGUAAGGAAGUUGAAGGCACGUGAUUUUUAUGUGGUAUAUUCUGAACACUGCGUGUAUGUCUGUGAUAUGCUGUGAGAGCAUAAAAAAAUUCAAUUCAACCGUAACGAUCGAAAGAGAUCCAUUCGAAGGUGUAAAUGUUGUGCUUUGUGCUACCGUUUUAAGCAGGGUCUGUGUCUUGCAUAAUUUAAACGAAAGGGUUACGUAAUCGUCGAUGAAGCAGAACAAAAUUAUCGAGUGCUAUGAAUGAGCUAAAUCCUACAUGUUUAUGCAGCAGUGUUAUUUUGUGGAUAAUUUCCGUGUUGUAAUUAGGAAAACGUUGUAACCCCGGCGACAGUCCGUGUCCGAAAAUGGGCUUGGCAUCGUCCAAAGCGGCCAACAGCAUAGCCGCCAGGAAUGGCGGCGUUGGUGGCUCCAAAUGCGGCAGCGUGAUCGUCGAAACGCACCAUCCGGAUAUUCAGCAGCCGUGUUCACUGCUACCGUCGCCGUCGAGUGGUAUCAGCAGUAUUGAUACAUGGAAACCGUCCAGCUGUCACGUACGGCAGGCCAGUAUCCGGUCGCGCAAUUUGCAGCCCAUGCCGGACAUCAGCGAGCUAGAUCGACGAUUCGCGAAAGUACUGGCUUCUAUGGAUUUACCACCGGAUAAAGCGAAACUGUUGAAAAACUACGACAACGAAAAGAAAUGGGAUAUAAUUUGCGAUCAGGAAAUGGUACAUGCGAAAGAUCCUCCUGCCCACUAUCUCACCAAGCUGCGAACAUAUCUGGAUCCCAAGGCCUCACGGAGUCAUCGGAAACGAAAAAUGGUCGGUGAAUCCACAUCGACGCAGGUCCUGCGGGAUUUGGAAAUCUCCCUGCGCACCAAUCACAUCGAGUGGGUAAAAGAGUUCCUGGACACGGAGAAUCAGGGCCUGGAUGCUCUGAUUGACUAUCUCAGCUUUCGGCUCGCGAUGAUGCGUCACGAGCAGAGGAUACAGGAAGCCAAGUCUGAAUCGGACGAAGGUUUGAAUCCGAAAGAUACGACCCUCACGUCGUACGGAAGUAACGAAACGAACCACAAGCUUGGUGUGAAUGGGUUCAUGAGACCUGGGCUAGGAGAUAUGAUGGAUAGUCCCAGCAUCCGGCGGCGAUCGAGGCACAUUGCUAAGCUGAACAUGGGACUGACGACUGAUGAUAUUCAUGUGUGCAACAUGUGUAUGAGGGCAAUCAUGAACAACAAGUACGGAUUCAAUAUGGUGCUGCAGCAUCGAGAAGCGAUCAAUUGUAUAGCGCUUAGUUUGACUCACAAGUCUUUGCGAACGAAAGCUCUGGUUCUAGAAUUACUAGCGGCGAUCUGCCUAGUUAAGGGCGGUCACGAAAUUAUUCUAUCGGCAUUCGAUAAUUUUAAGGUAGUUUGCUCCGAGCAGCGUCGAUUUCAGACGCUCAUGGAGUACUUUAUGAACUAUGAAUUGUUCAACAUCGAUUUUAUGGUGGCUUGCAUGCAAUUUGUAAAUAUUGUAGUACAUUCCGUAGAAGAUAUGAACUACAGGGUGCACCUGCAGUACGAAUUUACUGCCCUCGGUCUGGAUGAUUAUCUGGAGAAACUUAGAUUAACCGAAUCCGAAGAGCUGCAGGUUCAGAUAUCGGCCUAUCUGGAUAAUGUGUUCGAUGUAGCCGCACUUAUGGAAGACAGUGAAACAAAGACUGCCGCCCUGGAAAGGGUCAACGAACUGGAAGACGAACUAGGUCGUGCCUUAGAUCAGGCUAGUGAAAUUGAGAGGGAAGCGCUCUUCAAAAUCGGAGAGCUCGAAUCGGAACUAAGUCAAACCCGAGCCGAACGAGAUGAUUUGUUCAACAAACAACGAACGGUAGAAGAAGAAAUAACGAAACUAAAACGCGCGCUCAAAGAGCACGAGCAGGAAUCAAAAAGUCGCCAAUCUAUGCUGUUGGAGCUUGAGAAUCUCACCAAAACUCUCCCGAAGGGUACGUCGAUUGCGGAUGUAUCCAACCUCCUGGCGAAGGGCGGAAAGCUCUCCGAGCUCAGUCCUACGAGUAACGGAGCAGACAAAGCCGCUCCACCGGUUCCACCGCCACCAGCGCCUCCCGCAGCGCCUAUGCCUCCACCUCCACCUUGCCCGCCAGCGCCACCGGCUCUGCCUAACUUGAACGGCGAUGCUCCACGUGCUCCUCCGAAACCACCCUCGUUUAUUCCACCUCCACCGGCUGGUCCGGGCGGUUUCAUGAAUUUUGGUGGCGCUAUCCACUGCACGGACGGUGCGAUGACUAUCAAACGCAAAGUACAAACCAAAUACAAACUGCCAACGCUCAACUGGGUUGCACUGAAACCGAACCAGGUACGCGGAACCAUCUUCAACGAGCUGGAUGACGAGAAGCUUCAUCGGCACAUCGAUUUCAUAGAUUUUGAGGAACGGUUCAAGAUCGGCAUGGGCGGUCCGCUGACCAACGGUAGCUGUGACAUGGACGGAUUGUCUACGUUCCCCAGUAAGCGAUUCAAGAAACCGGAGCAUAUAUCACUGCUAGAGCACACGAGAUUAAGAAAUAUUGCAAUCUCUCGCCGCAAGCUGGAAAUGCCCGUAGAAUCAGUCAUCAAAGCGAUCAACAACCUCGAUCUCAAACAGCUAUCGUUGGAGAACGUUGAGCUGCUGCAAAAGAUGGUUCCCACUGAUCAGGAACAGAAGCUCUACAAGGAGUAUGUGAUAGAGAAGAAGGAUCUGAAUCUGCUAACCGAGGAGGAUAAGUUCAUGCUGCAGUUAACCAAGGUCGAACGGAUUUCCUCCAAAUUGUCCAUUAUGAACUACAUCGGAAAUUUCUUCGACAGUUUGCAUCUGAUUAAUCCGCAAAUCUACGCUAUUAUAUCGGCUUCGUCUUCGAUAAAAUCGUCGAAAAAGUUCCGCUCGUUGCUCGAGGUAAUUCUUGCGUUUGGAAAUUAUUUGAAUAGUAGCAAGCGAGGGCCGGCUUACGGGUUCAAGCUGCAAAGCUUGGACACUCUGCUAGACACAAAAUCAAACGACAAACGGAUGAGCUUGAUGCAUUAUAUCGUUGCAACGGUACGGCAAAAGUUCCCGGAGCUCUUGAACUUUGAUUCCGAGCUGUUCUGCAUCGAUAAGGCCGCGCAGGUUUCGCUGGAAAUUCUAAUCACUGACGUAAGCGAACUGGAGAAGGGUAUGGAGGCGGUUCGAAAAGAGGCUGACUUGCGAGGAAAAGGCACACAUAACCACGUACUGCGAGACUUCCUGAAUAAUUCCGAAGAAAAAUUGAAAAAGAUUCGAACGGAUUGUAAAACUGCGCAGGAUUCCUUUAAAGAGUGUAUCGAAUAUUUCGGUGAAUCGUCUCGCAGUUCGGAUGCCAACGCAUUCUUUUCGCUGCUGGUGCGCUUUGUCAGAGCAUUUAAGACUUGCGAUCAGGAAAACGAACAAAGGCGUCGCCUCGAGCUGGCCGCUCUCCAAGCGGCAAACAAGAAGGAUGAGCUGGAAGAGCAAGUCGUACUGCGGAACAACAAGCUCAACAACCAGAAGAAGCAACAGGAGGCAGUAAUCAACGAACUGAAGACGAAAACCAACUCGGUGCGCGAGAAGAAAUUGCUUCAGCAGGACGAAGUCUACAACGGUGCCUUGGAGGAUAUCCUGCUGGGACUGAAGAACGAACCGUACCGCCGGGCGGAUGCCGUCCGGAGAAGCCAACGACGGAGAAUCGACAGCAAUCGGCUCUCGCGAACGAUGGAGGAACUGGAGUUUUAACCAGAACAGUGGACGAGGCAUCGAAAGGAUUGAAAAAAUGACAGGAAAUGUGAUUGAUUAAUUUUACGACUCCGCACAACCAUGCACAACAAUUGUACUGCCACACGACACCGUGUGCGUUCCGCCACUCUCUGUGACUCUCACUUUCUGUAUUGUACUGCUUUAUCUAACUAUUGAGCCUAGCAUACUCUUUUAAAUGAUCUUUCUUCAUUUAUGUACAUACACAGUUUUAGUCAUAGGUUAACAGUGAAGACAGUGAUUGAAGACAGUCUUUAGAAAUGAAAUGUUGUUAUUUUGUCUCUACUCGUAAGUAGGCUUUUGUUAAUUAUAUUAAUUCAGCAUACAUUUUAGUGAAACUUUCGUCUCUUCAUAUGUACAUAUCUUAUGGAAUAAUAUUUUAUCAUGCUAUGAUAACGAACGAACAUUUCAAAUAUGGGGAAAGCUCGUAUGCACAUAUUUUAUUAUACAAUGAAAUUGAA